CGAGGCAAGGCACGCCGCGAGCUCACCGCUCCGCUCGCAGCACAUUCCGCGUCGCUCCGAGUUUGUCGAGAAUACGCGCGUCGCUCGAUACACGCUCGAACCCGAACCGUACGCGUCGGGAUAUACAUCGAGACAGCCGCGGUAACGAGCGUCUCUCGCGUGGGAGUGUCCCUCCGCAUUGUGCACGACACGAGCUGUCAAAAGGAGUUCGGCGUGGGUGUUUUUCGACGGCGCGAAAGAAGUAGCCGUGCGGCGCGCUCUCGAGGCGCGGCGUGUCACGUGCACGCGAUCUCGCCUGCACGUGACGUUCCCGCCACCCCUUGGUCGAGGAUUCGCAACCAGCGCGAAAUAUGAAAUACUGCGCGUAAAACGUGUGCGUUGUCGGAUGUGCGGGUUGAUUCUCGAAGCUGUAAAUAUACUCGAGUAAGAACGUCACGUGGCGGUGGACACGAUGCUUCUCUGGCGAUUGGCAGUGUUGCUGCUCGUUGCUGCUGCGCGGCCAGCCGCGAGUUACUUCAAUCUCUUCCUCACGCAGAUGGAGGUCCGCAAGCUAAUGGGAGUAUCAAAUGCAGAAUUAUUUUAUGUCAAGGAGGGCGUUAUAAAUCAGUAUGCCGUGAAAUUCAUUGUUCCCGUACCGGCGCAGCUUCACAAACUCCACUUUACGUGGGAAAAUCUCGCCGGUAAACCGCUGCCGUACACGAUGUCCGUGGAUAUCAGCAAUCCUACGGCGCUAAGUAGUUCCCUGAACAUCUCUCAAGCCGGCGAUAUACCUCUCGCUGGUCUGCAGACGUGGGCCUUAUCAUUGCACUGCGGACCCUACGACGCGGAGAUCGACUUAACUCUCCGAAUAAACGUCUCGCUGUCGCGGAAGAACACCACUCAUCUAGAAUUCAGGCGGAAAAAGAUCUGUUUGAAGGACAAGAGCUACGUCGAACCCGAGGAGGUCCUAGUCGCUGUCUCCGGCUCCACUACCGGCGGCCAGAUCUUUUACGCGGCGAUUGGUUGCGCGUGUGCAGUCAUCGCGGCUAUUUUCGUCCUGGUGAUGAUGUAUUAUGUGCGCAACAAGAAAACCACAAGACAUCGAGAUCCCCUUCAAGAAUCCAGGGGUCUCAGCUCAGCAUGCAGCAUGGAAAGAGGCGCCGGAGUGGGACCUGCACAAACCUUUUUAUCGCCGGAAACACCGCCACCUGCGUCCGCUGCCUCAGGAUCGUCCUAUAGAAGACUCGAUGAUCGUCCUAGCAGAGAACUGCACGAAAGAAUUCAGGAAAUUACUGUACAAAGAUGCAGAGUACGUCUUCUUAGUAUCGAAAUGGAAGGAACAUUUGGACGUGUGUAUAGAGGUAGUUAUCACGAAGAGGGUACUUUAUCUCCGAGGGACGUACUUGUGAAAACUGCUGCCGAGCACGCAUCUCAAUCACAAGUGGCUCUUCUCCUCCGAGAAGGCUUGGCCCUCUACGGGCUCAGUCAUCCAGCAUUACUUCCGGUUCUCGGUGUCUCCAUCGAAGACAGAAGCGCACCGUUUCUACUUUACCCGCACACGGGCUAUAGAAACAUGAAGAGAUUCUUGCUAAGGUGCAAGUUAAGUAGCGAAGGACCUCCAAGAGCUCUCACCACGCAGGAAGUCGUCGAAAUGGCACUUCAAGCCGCCAAAGGUGUACAAUAUCUUCACAGAAAGAGGCUCGUUCAUAGAGACUUGGCUGCCAGGAAUUGUGUAGUUGAUGAUGACUUGAGAGUACAGAUUACGGAUAAUGCCUUGGCUAGAGAUUUGUUUCCGCAAGAUUAUCACUGCCUCGGCGAUAACGAGAAUCGCCCUAUCAAGUGGCUGGCGAUAGAAAGUUUACUCAGUAAGACCUUCACUACAGCUUCUGACGUGUGGGCAUUUGGGGUUUUAUUAUGGGAGCUAACGACGUUGGCGCAGCAGCCUUAUGUAGAAGUGGAUCCUUUUGAAAUGGCAUCCUAUCUCAGAGACGGUUAUAGAUUAGCGCAGCCGAUAAACUGUCCUGACGAGCUAUUCGCGGUAAUGGCGUAUUGCUGGGCCAUGUCAGCGGAAGAGAGACCGACAUUUAGUCAAUUGAUUAUCUGCUUGCAAGAUUUUCACACGCAAUUAACGCGAUAUGUUUAAUUGAGCGUGAUUGUAAAAUAGGACUGGAUUUUGUUAAGAUGUCUCUAUUUAAUUUCUGAGCAUAUCGAAAUUUUUAUCGGAGGAAUAAUAUCAAGAGAUGCCAAUAUAGGAGAAAGCGCUUUUGUAUAUACUAUACUAUCAUUUAAGUACUCGCAAUUUUAGCAUUUUUAUAGCAAUUGUAUGUAGAAUAUCUAAUGUAAUAUAUUGCAUUUCUGUUCAAAAAUUAUUCAAUUAAGUGUAGUUUAAGGAAUAACUAUCGGCCAAAAUCGAAUUUAAAACAAAAUAGAAUUUAUUAUUAUGCGAUAAUUUGUAUAAAGCAUUGAAAGAAUUUUAUUAAGACUAAUAUCAAUAAUAUCAAAUAUAAAAUGCAGAAAGUAUAAUUUAGAAAAAAUUAAAAAAUUGAAAUAAAUCUGCAAUUUUUUAUUGUGGUUAUAUCGAAAAGUAAAUUUAAUCUUUUUACAGACUCUUUUAAAACUCCUGCCUGUAAUUCGGCGUUUUAUAAAAAGAAGCAUUUUGUAAAUGUGUAAAAAAUUUUUAUAAAAGCUCACAAAACAAAUAUAUCAUAAUUCUAUAAUUAGUCUCAGGAAUGUAUUUUUAGCAGUGAUGUCUAGUUUUACAAGACAUCCUGUGUAAGGACUGAGCACAACGUGUAGAAAAUUGCGUGAAUUAUUCAUACUGUAAAAAUUAAGACUGAAUUCUCACCUAUCGCGCGUUGCGCCACGUAUCUGGCGCUCGCUCGGUGUGAUAUCGCACAUGAUUACCAAAACCGGCGAACAUACGUCAUCGUGCACUGCCACAACUCCCGUUUUCGGAAACCCGUACUGCUUGUAGCGAAACGGAGCUGGCCUCUCGGCGAAUUUGAGCCAUGUGAUAUGCGCUUUGCUUGCCUACGUGAGUAUGUUUCGUGUGUGUGCCAAUAUGUUUACUUUUUUUUUUUUAUAUUUUUGUACAUAGUAUGUAUUUACAUAAUGUGUCGGCAUAUACGAGUUAUCGAGUAUACGAGCCGUGCGUCACGCCUAGAUAAAAAGAUCCCGUGUACAUAAUUAAUGUGUAGCGUAAGAAACUUAUAAAUGUACAAAUAUCUCGUCCGAGCGUUACGAGCACAAUAAAUUUCUAUCUAUACCAUA
Cataglyphis hispanica is the source of this 3249-nucleotide messenger RNA. It is a transcript of the gene dnt, whose product is annotated as tyrosine-protein kinase Dnt-like. The coding region runs from base 452 to 2122 and encodes 556 amino acids. Gene Ontology annotation, cellular component: signaling receptor complex. NCBI's taxonomy places the organism in Eukaryota, Metazoa, Arthropoda, Insecta, Hymenoptera, Formicidae. Gene Ontology annotation, biological process: axonogenesis; positive regulation of kinase activity; protein phosphorylation. The record is from RefSeq and is a predicted model, not a curated record. The transcript is spliced from 8 exons. Gene Ontology annotation, molecular function: protein tyrosine kinase activity; ATP binding.